AUGCAGCUCCUUGACCCAAAGCAGUUUGUCAGCCACCCGGACCUGUCAGCCAUGAUCUGUGAGCAAGAUGAAAAGAUGCUCAGCCAUAUGAUCACUUUGAAGGUGGAGGAAGUCCGGCACACCAGUGAUUGCUGCAAGAUAUUGCUAUUCUUUCACAAGAACCCUUAUUUCUGCAAUAAUGUGAUUGUGAAGGAGUAUCUCAUUACCCUCCAAGGAUACAGGGUGUCCCACUGCACUCCCAUUCAGUGGUCCCAGCAUUAUGAAAGAGAGGUCUACAGCCGCUGGCACCAAAACAGCAGCCUGAACUUCUUCAACUGGUUCUCCAACCACAACGUGGCGGGAUCCGGCAGGAUUGCAGAGAUCAUCCUAAAGGACUUGUGGCGCAAUCCCCUGAAGUACUAUGUGAGGACGAGGGCACCAAGAGAGGGGAGAAGGAGCAGGACAGGGCCCAGUGAGGACACUGUUUAUUAUAAAGAGGUUGGGAUGAAACAUGAUGAACAAAGCACUGCAGACAUUUUCAGAGGUCCCAGCUGCAGCAUGAACCUCCUUUUCUAUGUGGGCUUCUAUGGACGAUGA
Messenger RNA from Molossus molossus (Pallas's mastiff bat), 576 nucleotides. Its product is annotated as testis-specific Y-encoded protein 2-like. Gene Ontology annotation, biological process: nucleosome assembly. The record is from RefSeq and is a predicted model, not a curated record. Gene Ontology annotation, cellular component: chromatin; nucleus. Gene Ontology annotation, molecular function: histone binding; chromatin binding. The transcript is spliced from 5 exons. Lineage: Eukaryota; Metazoa; Chordata; Mammalia; Chiroptera; Molossidae. Bases 1 to 576 code for a protein of 191 amino acids.